Messenger RNA from Paraglomus occultum, 609 nucleotides. The record is from the annotation of a GenBank genome assembly. Lineage: Eukaryota; Fungi; Glomeromycota; Glomeromycetes; Paraglomerales; Paraglomeraceae.
AUGAGUUCUAAUAGACAAAAGAUCGGCAAUCCAGGUCCACUUGGUCUCUCGGCGUUUGCCAUGAAUACUUUUGUAUAUUCAGUAUACAUAUACGGUGUAAAGGGAAUUAAUCGCGAUAACGUUGGACUGGGUCUUGCACUGUUCUAUGGAGGAGCCAUUCAAGUUCUCGCCGCAAUGUGGGAAAUGUAUUAUGGAAAUACUUUUUCCGCCACAGUGUUUGCAUCUUACGGAGGAUUUUGGAUAUCAUUUGGUUUCAUAUCGUUACCUGCUUCUGGCAUUUUACAAGCCUAUGAGGGAGACCCACAAACGUUUAAUAACGCUCUUGGCAUGUUCCUUGUCGCGUGGACGAUAUUCACUACUUUAAUGUUCAUCUGUGCAUUGCGAACCAACCUUGUAUUGAUCGCUGCAUUCUUUAUGUUGGAUUUAACAUACAUAAUGUUAGAUUGCUAUCAAUUUACUGGUGAAUUAAUAUUUAACAAGAUUGGCGGAAUAUUUGGCGUGAUUACUGCCUUCAUUGCGUGGUAUCUCGCAUGCGCUCAGUUACUAACAAAGGAAACGUCGUACUUUAUUCUUCCCGUUGGAGAUAGAACAGCAGAUGGUAAAGUUUGA